Messenger RNA from Chlamydomonas reinhardtii, 5854 nucleotides. RefSeq lists its product as uncharacterized. The transcript has 6 exons. Lineage: Eukaryota; Viridiplantae; Chlorophyta; Chlorophyceae; Chlamydomonadales; Chlamydomonadaceae. Bases 682 to 3465 code for a protein of 927 amino acids. The record is from RefSeq and is a predicted model, not a curated record.
GGUGAAUGGCUUACGGCGCGGAGCUGUUGCGAUGGCGAAGCCGCAUAGCGCUUAGUGCGACACCUCAGGUCGUCACCCCAGUAGUCACUUGAGUCCAGUUAGUCACUGCAACAUGUUUGUCAACGCUUUACAAAAUCUAUGAAAACUCGGCUCUCCGAGUCUGCCGGGGGCCCCCGGGCUCCCGGGCCCACACCGUUCGUCGCGGUUGCCCUGAUACUGAAUGUUUUAGGAUAUGUUGAAAUAUUUACACAUGUGAACAAGAUUGCUUGCGCAAGCGUGGGUGGUCAUGCCCUGGAUGUCGCUGAGCUGCAAGCCCACCUAAAGCCAGCUCUGGAGCGCCUUGGAGAAUUCCCGCAGCUAUGCGAGUCCUGCUCCACUGCGGGGCGCUUGGCUUAUCUCGUCGCACGGCCGUGGCUGACGCUCCGGAUUUUCUUCGAUACGCCGUUUGCUGAAUUGCCACGGACAGCUGCAUUUGCUUUUGGAGUUAUAUUCACGCUGGCCUGGCCAUUCGUGCCGGCCCGGAGGAAGCGCGCAUUCUGCGCGUGCUUUUUGUGGGCACUUGCCGCUGGCGAGGUCGUCUUGCCUCUUGGUCCGCUGUACUUCGGCUCCUCUUGGACAAGCCACACAGCGCACCUCCUGCCACUGCUGCCCACGGGCCCAGUCAUUGGCGCCCUGCUGAUGAUGCCGAUCCGCUUCGUCGCGCUCUACACCGGCCUCACCCUCGUCUGCGUCGGCCUCAAUUGCGCCCUAGUCGCACGCAAGUUGCGGCUGCUUGGCUCGCUGCCGCCAAUGGCGCCGCUGCCGCCCUCGCUAGCGGCGUUCUUCACGCGCCUCAUUAUCGAGUCGGUGUUGUAUGGCGCCGCCUCCUGCGCCUUCGCAUUCUACCGCCCGCGGCUGUGGCGCGCGCUCGGCAGCCGCCUAGCCGCAGCAGGCCGCGGCCCCGCCGCCGUGGGCGGCGCUGGCUCCGCCAGCGUAGCCAGCGUGGCCAUCGCCUCUGGCGCCUCCGGCGCUUGUACUGAUGGUGGCAGCGUCUUCGGCGACGUCCAGGGCGGCGCGGUUGUCAACGGCGCAGGCACGGCUGGCAGCGGCGGCGGCGGCGAGGGACUGCCCUGCGAGCGGUCGGGCUGUGGUGGCGGCGGCGUGGACACGGGCAAGGGUGCGGCACCCGGUGGCAGCGCUGAUGCUGAUGAUGCGGUCGCCGGCAACAGCAGCUUCAGCUCCGCCACUGAGACGAUUGAUGAGCCGGACGUGACGGCCUGUGACGGUGCCGCCGCGGACGCGGGAGGCUGCUUUGAAGCCAAUGGCGCAAACAGCUGCCAGCGGCAGCACCCGCAGCGGCAGUCGUCAGCGGUCAGCGCCGCAGAGGAUGUCACCAACGCUGCAAGUGCGUUCAGCGCCGGCCCUGGCGAGCGGGCAGCCCAGACGCUGCUGCCUCGGGCGAAGCAGACGUCAGCCAGCGGGGCCGGUGCAGCCGCUCUGGCCCCCGGUCCAGUGGGCUGCGGCCUGCCUGUCGCCGAGCCGUCAACGCCUUCCUCUGUUAUCACCGCAAGCUGCGCGCUAGGCGCCGCACAGCAGGCCUCCGCGGCCGCGGCCGCCAGCGGCGCGGCUGCAGCAGCUGCUGCUGCAGCAGCUGCUGCAGCACCAGCCUUCGCGGCGUCAGCACCUUCGACGUCGGCGCUUGCGGCGGCGCGUGCGCUGGUGGCGGCGUGUGGCGGCGGCGGCUCCGGGCCGGGCAUGGAGUACGUGCCGCACAUGUCGCUGCGGCGUGUGGUGAUCCGGCUGCCGGAGCUGGAUCCCACAGACCUGCCGGAGGGCUGGGCCGACAACCUGCGGGGGCAGCUGCUCAGCAUGCACCCGGACUGGCAUCUUCUGAACGUGGGGGUGCGGCAGGGAAGCCUCAUCCUGCUGCUGGAGCUGCUGGUGCCGCCGCCCCCGACCCAGCCGCCGCCCCAGCAGGCCCGGGCUCAGCUCCCGCCGGUGGCCUUGACAACGAGCCCGGCCUCAGCUGCCGCGGAAGCUGCAGGUCCCGCGGCAGCAGAUGGUUGCCCCGCAACUGCUGCAGACGGCUGCGCCGCAGCGGCCGCAUCAGCCGCUGCAGCGCCAGCGGUGCCCCUGGCGGCUGGGGACGUGCUGUCGGCGUUUUCGUGCUCGCUGGCGCCCCUGCUGGCGGAGAAUGAGAAGCGGCGGGGACAGCGUGAGCAGCAGAGUCUGCAGCAGCAGCAGCAGCAGCAGCAGCAGCAGCAGCAGAGCGAGCCAGAGGCUGGGAGUGCGGCGGCCGCAAGGCAUCGUUGCGGGGCGGGGGCUGUCGUCUCCGCGCUGGUCGAGGGCUGUUCGGAGGAGCCGAGCGCUUCCGAGCUGUACUGCUGGGAGCCGGAGGCGGGCGCCAAGGCCCCUGCGUGGCGCCGACUGACGCCCCUGGCUCCAGCGGCCUGCUGGGAUCCAAUGCAGCAGCAACCACAGCAAUCACGACUGCCAGGAUGCAGCCGCGCUGGUAUUGCGCAGGUGCUGGUUCAGGCGCAGGCGCAGGCACAGCUGUCGAGUGAUACGCCGGCGCCGUCGCCUGACGUAGCUGUCGCACUGGCGCCGUCGCUUGAUGUGGCUGUAGCACUGGCGCCGGCGGCUCUGCUGGCGGCGCUGCGCGCGCUGGAAGGCGCGGCGGCGCACACAGCUGGCGCCGGCCCUGCCACUGCCGCAGUCGCUUUGUGCGCUGAGGACUUUGCGCUCUGGCUACGGAUCGCCGUUGCGGCGCCGCUGACCGCGACUGCUGUCGCUGCCACGACGGCUACUGCUGGCAGUCAUCUGGCCGCACCGCUGGCGCUCCGCUACUGCCGAGCGCGCUUGCCCCUCCAGGGGUGCGCGGCUGUGCCCGAUGGGCACGGGGCCGCAGCGACAGCUAGCACUACUGCUGCGACGGCUGCUCUGAUGCACCUCCAUUCAUCCGUAAGCUCUGAUGAGCUGGCGGCAAUGCUACCAGGUGCGCCGGCAGCCUCGGCGGCGCAACCGGAAGCAUUGGCUUCGGGCGCGCUGGCGUUGAACUUGGAGGUCUGGCACAACCCCUCCGGCCUGUUGUGCGGCUCCCUCGCCGUUCCACUUGAGACAAGAUGCCGCCAGCCGUCGCUACAGCAGCAUCUGCAGCUGUCCCUGCAACAGCCCUUGCAGAGCCCCCAGCCGGAGGUGGCGGCGGCUGUGACGGCGCUCAAAGCCGGCGCGGCGGUCAGCUCCGCAACGGUGGCGACCGAGGCGGCAGCGGAUGUCGAGGCCGAGGGUAUGGGCAGCGGCCUGUGUAGGGCACGGGUUGCCGGCCGACAGAAUGCGCCGGCGGAGGCGAUGUGUUUGUGCAGCGCAAGUCGCCAAUUUGUGCCUUGCAGCGGCGGCUGCGAUGGCGAUGGCGACGGCGGCGGCGACGGCGACGGGGCCGGGGCUGCCCAUCGGAGCGGCAGCUGCUGCUUGUCACCAGCGGCCUAAAGAGAUGGAUGGGGGGAACGGGGAGCUUCCCUGUCCAGGACGGGUUCGUCUUCGUAAAGGCGCAUGCUAAGAGCGCAGACCAGCCAUGGUAUGGUCGGCCGUCGUAAAUUGAGAAAUUCUUCCGUGCAUGCUGCAUACGUGCGGCGGCUUGUGUCGGUGCAAGGAAACUGCUGCGCGGGGAAUGCAAUGAGUUCACUUGGAGUCAUGGCUGAAUGUAUGUGUGCAUGUGGGUUGCACUGCUGGGUUGCGGUUGCUUGGUUUACUGUUUGGCACUUGAGCAUGCGCGUAGUAGUGGUGUUGGCCCCCUGAGGGCUGCUGCAAAAGCGCUUCUGUGGCGCAUUCUGAUAUGGCGUUGGAUACCUGGUAUGCACUUUCUCGCACCCGUCCGCACCUGCACCGACCUUGUCGGCCCUGCUCACCUGCGUGACGGAGUGCUGGCGAGGGCGUGCGCCAAACGAUGCAGCGGCAGCAGUGUCGCUUGCAAUGCAUGCCGCACAGGUUCCAUUAAGGGAUUGGCAUAGAUGUGCAUGGGCUAGCAAUGGGGUGGCCACGCGUUUCUGAUGCUUGGUGUGUUCAGUGCGGAUUGUGUACGGUCAUAAAGAACAGCAGGGUGGGAGCGCUCCCUUCAGCUUUUCGGGAAGUGGGCUUGCAUUGGGUUGUUUCUCUUCUGAUCCAACGGACAUGCAAGCGGUUAUGCUGUCCUGCCCAGACGCACGGCCAUGCAUGGUCCGGGUGCCUCAGGGCGGACAGCUGGGCAGAGGCGGAGGUGCUGUAUACGGCAUUGCUGACGUGAUGGCGUCGGCGGCAGCAUUGCGCUGCGAGCACAACAAUAGAAAGGCACAAUUUCUGAAAAUGCGCGCUUGGUUGUUUGCAGGGGACUUUGCAGCCGCGCACGUAGGGCAUCCGUAUGAGACAGGGACUGCGUGGCAUUGCAGAGCACUGUUAACUGAGCACCAACCAGCAACUUAACGCGCUUGUACAUGUUUCACGACGCAAUGCUGCCUGACCUGAUUAUUGUUGCAGUUGAAGAACACGUGGCGCGAGGCAGCACUGAACCCCUCAAUGGUGUCGCAGGCCCGCCGAUGGGCUAUAUUUGCAGACAAUGUGUACGAUGAUGCUUGCAAGAGCUCUCACUGUAGAAGGCUAGGGCUAGGGCUAGGGCAACUCAGCUCGUUUGUUCCGUGUGCGUGUGGGUUCCGUGUGCGUGUGCUGCCAGAGGAAACGGUGCUGGCUGCGGCACGUGCGGCUGCCUGUGCAGGCGUAUGCUUGCGUGACCUGGCAUCAAGCGCGAGUUCGCUUGCUGUAUUUCUUAACAUAGGCGCACCGGGCAACAUCACGUUUUUACUCCCGCACGUGGGCUGCUGUACCAGUAUGCCCAGGAGCUGGUGAAGUCAAAGCUGAUUGCGUGCUGGCACGCAAUACUGGCACCCAGGGUUCCAUUGAGACGAAACAGGCGCAGGCGAUGGGUGCGCCGCGUGUUGGUGGUCAGGUCAUUGGUAAUGGUCAUGGCUUGCUCUUCGGGUGGAGGGACAUUGCUUAAAAAGUGAAGCAUUGCAAACAACUCAUCGAACACUCCACCGUGCCUAUGCAUCGAUGCUGCGUGUGGGGUCAUGAGAAAAGAGAGCUGCUUAAAGUUUGCGCUGAGCAUCGUGCACAAUGUAGUGCACGUGCGCAUGGCCGUGUGUUCGGUCAGCAUUGGUGGUUGACACCUGGGUCGCAUGGCAAGGGCGUCUGACACGAAGUGCUGGGACUGUCAAGAACGGAGGUGGCCAGGAACGUGGACGCGGGACCAGCGUGCGGCACAGCUUGUGCAAUGUUUAGGUGGGGGUCUUGUGGUUCACACAACCGUAAUGGUGCUGUUAACUGAUUUUGAUGGGGAGGGGGCACCAUACAGAUUUGACAGCAGGCACGCGGGGCCAAGCUUGCGGGCAAGGACGAAGGCCGAAGAGGUGGGCUGGCGCACAGGGUACGGCGCGAUCAGUAGGCUUCACUAAACCUGUAGCACUACGACGACGGAAAGCUGUGGCGACGCCCGCUACCCUGAUGUUGCAAUGAGUCAGGGCAAGCAGCUGAAGAGUCAUGAAGGGGCGUGUGUGCCUCUGUUGCCUCCAGGCCGGCGGCGUAGGAAUACCGUUCAUGCUGCCACGCUGGGUUGGCGCCGUGAAGUGGGGCCAGGGGAGGCUGGGGCUAUGCAGAGGUUUGGAUGGAAGCACACCGCGGCAGCGGCAGCACACAGACUGCGUGCAGUAUUAAGGUAUACUGUGGCUGAGCGGUGUGACUGUGUGAGGCGGCAGAGGCUCGGUGCCCGGUGCGCCUGUUGACGCGGGCGCGCGCCGGCGUGGCAAUGUGCGGCAUGCAUUCGCCUGCCAUGGUGUAACCCUAAUGUUUG